AUGAAUCCGUUUGACCAAAACCCGGGUCAGAAUGGACAACCCAUGCAACGUCCGAGAGAGCUGUACCUUCGGGAUCUCAAGGCCCGCCUCAUUUUAACACGAGACGGCGGCGGCACGGUCAUCCCGGACAACGGUGAUAUGCCCCACCAUGUAGAUCAGACACGGGUCGACGAAUAUAUAAAUCAUCUUGAGGCCCUAGCUGCGAGUGGCCGGCAGGCUAUGGAGGCCUUGAACCAGCUGCAGUCUGUACUCCCUGCCAACCACCGGCUCAGCAGACUGGCACUGCCGGCUCCUCCUACUGGCCCAGCAUCUCCGGGCCCAGCAGCCAUGGCAGGCAGUUCUCACCACGCAAUGGGAGGAUACGCCACCCAGCAACCGGCGAUAUCCUCUCCGGCAUUUCCCCAGUCACAGCAAGGGAAUGCGCCGGCCAGAAUGAACGCAUCACAUACUAUAUGGGCCGGCUUUCAGCAGGCUGGUAUGUCGAACACGACUUCCACGGUGCAAAAUACUUCACAGUACACAUAUCCUUAUAGCGGCCACUCGACUGUGCAAUCCAGUGGUGCCGCUUCUUACCAGUCACUGGCUGCGAGUUACCCGUAUGGACCUGGAGUGCGGCAUCAUACGCAACAACAACAACGACCUACAAUGAACGCGUCUACCUCAGGCUAUACGCACAAGCCGCAAAACCCGGGACAACUCAACGCCCAGCCAAUGACUAGUCCCGAUACCACAGUAGAUCCGCAAUCUCGCCCAAGUUCAGGGGCUUCUGCCCAAACGGGUCAGCAAAGCGGUAAUCCUGCUAGUGGGUCGUCGGUGCAGGGAGCCGUGAAUGGAGCCCCUAGCCAGCCUUCUGUAUCUACGUCGAGUAUACAACCCUCAACGGGGACCCACUCGGGUCAUUCGAACGAUGGCGCUCAAGAUUUUGGAUUGACUAUCACAAAGGAGCGCGAACCUAGCGCUAGCGAGCUACAUCUGGAUCUCUCUUACUUAUCUCGUAAAUAUGGCCCAGCAACCGCGAAGCGAAUCAUACUGUUCAAGCUCGAAAGCGCUGGUCAUCACAAGCUCGUCCAUAAACUCACGGCUGCCACUCCUCUGUCUGGUCUACCCGCCGGUUUGUCGACGACGUCCGCCCCAGCAUCUGCUGCGAAACCUUCCGCACCUGCCCAGAUGCCCUCGCCUGUGACUUCCCAGACGAUCCUCACUGCCCCCGCGAUGUCGGCACAGCAUAACGCGUUGCCGCCGCUGCAGCCAUUCCCCUCCGUGGGCGUAUCAUCCACGUCUACAGUGGUAACACCUCCAGCUAGUUCAUUAACAGCGACCGCAACUGCAACGUCGAGCUCUGCACCAUCUGCAUCUAUGGAACCAACGCUCGCGACUGCAAUGGCUGAGAUGGAGGCCUCGACUGAUCCAGCUAUAGCGGGAUUUGCGCCCACUGAGCAGUCUCACUCCCAUCAGCCGAGCACACAUGACUCGCAUUCGCGACAACGCGAACAACGGAAAAUGGAAGAUCUUCAGUCAUCCGCGUCUAAACCGAUAUCAGGCGUCAGUACGACCCUGUCCGCGGCCGCCCCACAGACGGCACAAUACUCAAGCGAGCCCGCUCCCAACCAUCCACCGUCCGCGAGCAUUCUGCGGGAUUCCUCCGGGAGUGUACUGUCUCAACAACCGAACCGCAAGACUCUCGCUCGCGACAUCUUACGUUCUCUGUCGUCUCCAUACCCCGCAAGGCACUCUCAGACUGUCCGUAUUUCUCAUAAUGCGCCGUCAACAUCAGCUCGGAACUCGGCCCCGCGGACGCCAAUACGUUCCAUCCUUCCGCAGACUGAUACUGACUCUCACAUGUCGUUGCCAACGCCCGGCCCUGUGCCCCAGGGUGCGACCGUAAUCUCACCCGGCAUAGCCCUCCUCCACCAUGACAGUACUGCAGCCUCGAUGCCCCAAGACGCUCAAGAGAAAGCCAAUAGGACGGACAUUGGCAUGCAAGAUAUAUCAACUGGGCCGUCGUCACCCCGAUCGCUUCAAGCGGGCGACCAGGCCGAGAAGCCUGUCAGUAACUCCGGCGAGCCAUCUACGGACCGGCAAUCUUCGAACCCCCCAUCUGGGCCCAUAUUCAUGGACCUCAUCACCCCCGAUCCAUCGCCCCCGUUAAGCACACAUCCCCUGGAAGACCCAGAUGCCACCUUGCGUCCUGCAUCUCACCGUGAUCUGCGCAAUGCGACUUCGUACGCGACUGGUGCGUCCGGGCCGGAGGCCGCGUUUGGAUAUAUCUCGCCGCGCAGCUCUCCGCCACUGGCUGCGCAUAUAACCGAGGUCGAAGAGGAGGAAGAGGUUCAAGACGUCUCUGCGUCCGGCGUGGUCGAAGACGUCACCAAUAUCUCCACGGUUGAGAGGGAUGUAGACAUGGAUGCUGGGCCUGCUGGGCAUUCAUCCGCCAUGCUCAGAGGGACUUCCGCGGCAUCGUUCAAUCCCCGCAAGCGCAAUCGCGCUUACGUCGAUUUGCCACCGCUGCCCGCUCAUCUUCGCCCCGCGCACCAGCGCAUGCUGAAGAAGGCUCGCUUGGAUGAGGCCGCGUCUGAGGAACGCGCUGCGGCGGAGAAAGCUCGUCAGGAAGAACGUUCAGAAAUCACCGCCAUGGCAACGCAGGUAUUGGGCGAGUUUCCUUGCGAAUGGGAAGGAUGUGACGCACUAUUGAUAUCGCUGCGCACACGCUUUAAACAUUUCAAACAGCAUCUUGAAAUAGAGGCGGAGUUUGCACUCGAGGAGGUCAUCUGCAGAUGGGAUCGUUGCUCGGCUGAGGUGGAGCCAUCGCGCGUGAUGCAGCAUCUCACUCUUCAUGCACCACACGUUCUUCUUUGCCCUUAUGAAGGCUGUGGGCUUGAACUGGAGUCAAGUGCAUUGGUUGAACACGUGAAAGGAGAACACGAUAAUACUCAAGGGCGUCUACCGGACUGCUUGCCUUCUACGCCAUCGCUCGGUCCGCCGCCUGAGCGGCUGUCCAACGGCGUCUACUUCCCUCGCGUUGCUCAACCUGCUGUCAUGUCCCAAGAAUAUCGACAAGAACUAGGACCGUGGGUCCUUCGCCAGAUUCAUAGUACGUCAAGCUAUGCCCCCACUCGCAAAGGCCGAUCGCACGCCCCCGAACCUCCACAAGAGGACGUAUGGGACUUCAUGGACGAAGUGGAAGUGCACGAUAAUGGCGGCUCGGCCCAGAUAUCCGUUGACCUGGAUGACCUGGAUGAGAGCUCGCAUAUCACGCGCAUACUUCAGGAGGGAGGUCAGGUUCGCGUUUACGCGGAGGACGAAUAUGACUCUGUUAGCGAUGACGAAGGGUCUCAAUCGGCGAAAUUGGAACACGACGCCGAUGGAUGCAAGAGCUCAUCUGAGGGAGUGCAACAUUCAGUCAGAGGCUCGGGUGACGAGGAUGACCCGCUCGACCUGAUUAGUGCGGGGUCCCGCGACUCGGAAGAAGGGGAUAUGGAGAUAGUAGACAAUUUGCUUGGGUAA
This is a messenger RNA of Peniophora sp. CBMAI 1063, 3504 nucleotides long. NCBI's taxonomy places the organism in Eukaryota, Fungi, Basidiomycota, Agaricomycetes, Russulales, Peniophoraceae. The record is from the annotation of a GenBank genome assembly.